CUUUAAAGCUUCUUGUUUUUUGCUCUUAUGCGGACGGGUAAAUAAGGUUACAUUUGGACUAAUUGAAACACAUUUUUGCUAGCGUUUAGUGAUUUAAAGGGCCAUUUAUGUACCAUUAAUUAUUUUUGCUAACAUUUAGCUAUGUUUAACAAGUGUUUUUUUAGCUAUAUAUUUUCCUUUUUAGCUUCGAAUUAGUUUUAGCUUAUUAGCCUUUGUUUAGUAAUAUUUAUUCUUGUUUGGUCUUUUUUGUAACUUUUGUUGUUACCUUAAUUCUACCUGCUAAGCCUUUAACCUUUUGCUAACAUUUUGGUUGUAACUAUUAUCUAUUGAAUAAGCAAGAAUAAUCUUGCUACUGCCACCUUUUGCAGUGGAGCUCUUGAGGAACAAAGAUGGCCGCUCACAUGCUUCCCUGAAGAGUUUGGCUAACUUCAAUCCAUGCUAAAUCAUGUCCAUCCUUAGAAAAUACCACUGUUGGAUGAUCACCUUUGGAAAAUACUAUUGUUGUGUACAAAAGCAAUUGAAGUUUGGAUCCAAGUUUCUACAGGCUGUGCCCAGACUUCGGGCGUGUGAGGAUCACCUACAAAAAAAAAGCCUUCAAAUUCUCGGUGUGGAGGAGCAGGACAAACUCACCAUCAGUGGGGAGAAUACAAAAACACUCUUCCUGUGGAAGAAUUUCACCCAAGAUGCAGAGACAUCCCAGCUGCGGUGUUUCCAGCGCGUGUCUGUUUGUACUCCUCUCAACUCUGACUUCCCGGAUCACUGAGGUGGAGACCACCCACCAGAGCAGCAUCCCUCCAGCUGUGGUGAAGCUGUGGGCGUCGGCGUUCGGUGGAGAAAUGAAAUCCAUCUCCGCAAAGUAUUCUGGAUCACAGCUGCUGCAGAAGAAAUACAAGGAGUUUGAGCGCUCGGUGAAGGUGGAGGAGAUUGAUGGACUCUGGCUGGUCAAGAGGUUGGCCGAGGACAUGGAGGAAAUGUUUCACAAGAAAGCUCAGGCCAUGCAGAGGCUGGUGGAGGCAGCAGAGGAGGCUCACCUACAGCAUGAGGAGGACCCGGACCUUCAGUACGAAUACUUCAACGCAGUGCUGAUCAACGAGGUGGACGAGGAAGGGAACAGCGUGGAACUCGGAGGCGAGUUCAUCCUUCAGCCCAAUGACCACUUUAACAACCUUUCAGUCAACCUCAGCCUCAGUGUGGUCCAGGUUCCUACCAACAUGUACAACAAAGACUCUGCCAUUGUGAAUGGAGUUUACUGGUCUGAGGCCCUGAACAAAGUGUUUGUGGAUAACUUUGAGAGGGACCCGUCACUAAUAUGGCAGUACUUUGGCAGUGCCAAGGGUUUUUUCCGGCAGUACCCAGGAAUCAAGUGGAAGCCAGAUGAACAUGGAGUCAUAGCGUUUGACUGUAGAAACAGGAAGUGGUACAUCCAGGCUGCCACCUCACCGAAAGAUGUGGUGAUCCUGGUGGAUGUGAGCGGCAGCAUGAAGGGUCUCAGACUCACCAUCGCCAGGCAGACAGUCUCCUCCAUCCUGGACACUUUAGGAGAUGAUGACUUCUUCAACAUUAUAGCUUUCAAUGAAGAGUUGCAUUACGUUGAGCCAUGUCUUAAUGGAACCCUCGUUCAAGCAGAUGUCGCCAACAAAGACCAUUUUCGGGAGCAUCUGGACAAACUGUUUGCUCAAGGCAUUGGUAUGUUAGACAUCGCUCUGACUGAGGCCUUCACACUUCUCGGUGACUUCAAUGAUACAGGACGAGGCAGCGAGUGCAGCCAAGCCAUUAUGUUGGUGACAGAUGGAGCCGUGGACACGUACGAUGCCAUCUUUGCCAAAUAUAACUGGCCAGAGAGAAAGGUCCGCAUAUUCCCUUACCUGAUUGGUCGAGAGUCCGCCUUUGCCGAGAAUCUAAAAUGGAUGGCUUGUGCAAACAAAGGCUACUUCACCCAGAUUUCCACGUUAGCAGAUGUUCAGGAGAACGUGAUGGAGUAUCUCCACGUCCUUAGUCGUCCCAAGGUGAUUGACCGUGAGCACGACACUGUGUGGACCGAGGCCUACAUUGAUAACACUCUGGAGGACGGUCAGGGUCCAGUUCUGAUGACCACUGUGGCCAUGCCUGUGUUUAGUACUAAGAAUGAGACUAGGAACCAUGGGAUUCUUCUAGGUGUGGUUGGAACAGAUGUCCCUGUCUCUGAGCUGCUCAAGGCGAUUCCCAAAUAUAAGCUAGGCAUCCACGGAUAUGCGUUUGCAAUCACCAACAAUGGCUACAUCCUCACACACCCGGAUCUGCGACCUUUGUAUGGUGAUGGUAAAAAGCGGAGGAAGCCAAACUACAGCAGCGUGGACCUGUCUGAGGUGGAGUGGGAGGACAAGGACGACACGCUGAGAAAUGCCAUGGUCAACAGGAAGACGGGAACGUUCUCCAUGGAGGUGAAGAAGAGUGUGGACAAAGGGAAACGUGUGUUGGUUUUGCACAAUGACUAUUACUACACUGACAUCAAAGGAACACCUUUUAGUCUUGGAGUUGCUCUUUCCAGAGGUCAUGGGAAGUUUUUCUUCAGAGGAAACGUCACAGUUGAGGAAGGUCUUCAUGAUCUUGAACAUCCGGAUGUGGCUUUAGCAGAUGAGUGGACCUACUGCAACACAGACGAGCAUCCAGAGCACAGAUAUCUGUCCCAGAUCGAGGCCAUCGGACUGUACCUCAGUGGACACGAGCCUCACCUGCACUGUGACAAAGAGCUGAUACAGGAGGUUCUGUUUGAUGCUGUAGUGACUGCACCUUUGGAGGCCUACUGGACCAGCCUGGUGCUCAAUAAAUCUGAAAACUCAGAUAAAGGUGUUGAAAUUGCCUACCUUGGGACAAGAACAGGCCUCUCCAGGAUUAACCUGUUUGUGGUUCCUGAUGAGCUAACAAAUCAAGACUUCCUUACAGCGGAGGACAAGGAAGGCGUAUUCAACGCCGAUCACUUUCCUCUGUGGUACAAGAGAGCAGCAGAACAAGUUCCUGGAACUUUCGUCUAUUCCCUGCCCUUUAACACAGGAUCAGAAAACAAGAGUGUGGUGUUGGCCAGUACAGCCAUUCAGCUUCUGGAUGAGAGGAAAUCACCCAUAGCUGCGGCUGUUGGUAUCCAGAUGAAGCUGGAGUUUUUUCAGAGGAAGUUCUGGACAGCGUGCAGACAGUGUGCAGCAUUAGACGGGAAAUGUUCGAUCAGCUGUGAUGAUGAGGACAUCAACUGUUACCUCAUCGACAACAAUGGCUUCGUUCUAGUAGCAGAGGACUACACUCUGACAGGGAAGUUUUUUGGAGACGCGGAGGGAGCUGUGAUGAGUAAACUCCUGCAGAUGGGCUCCUUCAAGAGAGUCACUCUGUACGACUACCAAGCUCUGUGCUGGGUAUUUUCAGAGAGCAGUGACAGUGGACACACGCUGCUUGAUCCUUACUUUGCCUUCUUCUCAGCUGUGAAGUGGAUCCUAACUGAACUCGUCAUAUUCCUGGUUGAGUUCAACUUGUACAGCUGGUGGUAUUCAGAUGUGGCAGUUAAAGCUCAGAGAAUGGGUCGCUCCAUGCAGGUACCAUGUGACACCGAGUACCCGGCCUUUGUCUCCGAGAGAACCAUCAAGGAGAACACGGGCAAUGUGGACUGUGGAAGCUGCAUCAAAUCCUUCGUCAUCCAGCAGAUACCCAGCAGUAACCUCUUCAUGGUGGUGGUGGACAACAAGUGUGACUGCACCAUGUUCGAGCCCAUCACUAUGGACCCUGUGGAGAUCAUUUAUAAUGAAUCUCUCAAGUGUGAGAGAUUGAAAAUGCAGAAGGACAGGAGGCGUCCAGAUACCUGUCACCCUUUCCACCCAGAAGAGAAUUCCAUGGAGUGUGGAGCAGCUGUGUCUCUCCUCUCAUCGGUGGCAGUAACACUGUUUUGUGUCCUCCUGUCGCUUCUGUCCAGAAGAUCAUUUCUCAUUCCGAUAGACCGUUGUCAUCUGGAGGAUCCUUCAACCUCUGAGACGUUCUUAUGUUUUCUUUGUGUAACUCCUACCAGUCUCAGUCCUUCAGUAUGGAAUUCUGCACCAUCAGGACCAGGUUUUGAUCCCCUUAGGACAACAUAACCCAAACCAGUCGGUGCCAAAGCCAGAACUGGGCCUAAAUAGGUAAGAAGAUUAAUCCCAGACAGAGAGAAGGAGAGAGAGAAACAGAGAGGUAAUAAAGACCAUGACACUGGCCAACUACAACAUCUGUAUUUAUUUAGGUAAUAGACACAAACAUUCAAAUAUUCUGACAAACAUUCCCAGUUGCACAUGUAUGAAAGAGCGCUAUUACUGGGCCGGAGCCGGGCCAACUCUUGUAUAUGGUUUAAGUAAAAAGGAAAAAAUAAAGCAACAAAAGUUUUGUGUUAGUCCCAGGAGGAGGCCGCUCUGCUGUGGUCUCCACGUCAACACUGCCGUCCCUGUGUUCAACAGCCGAUCACGCUCCGUCUCCGUCUCUGUCCCCACCUCCGCUCUCUCCCGCUUCACCGCUUCCUCCUCCUGCUGCUUCUUCUUCUGACGAGCUUGUUCUCACCAUCCCGGGAUCUACUCUCUCCUCCCGCGCUCUUCCCCCGGAGCACAACUGUCUGAAUCUCUAAUCAUUCUCAGUGCCUCCUCUCUGCGCUCCACCGAUUCCCUGACUUGCUGAUGGGCCAUUUAUCACUGCAUAAUGGGAUCAGGACUGUUUUGAGUCAACACGCAUCUAAUCGGGUUCCUUCAUGCUUGCCAGAUGACUUAUGCAUCCAAUCUAGUGUGUACUCAGGGCCCAACACUCCUCUUCUUCUUCUUCCUGGGGAAGAUGCCACGAUGGCAGCUCCCGCUCCUCUUCUGUUCCUCCUGUGAUGUCACGUCAGGGUCCUGUGAGUGAUAAAUGCUUGUCUCAUGUUUGCUGGAAGCUGUUUUCCCCACACACAGGUGGAGGAAACAUAAGCCAUGCACAUGCUUUCAAAAACUCAUAGAGACCGACGGGCUCUUUUCCAGGGGGUUUCCCAACUCCAGCAGCUAAUCCUGUGGGUGAGGGUGAAAUUUCUGAAAUGGAAAUAGCCAAGCCAUAAAUUUGACAAAAGGCUUUGUCUUACCUGAAAAAUAAGCUUCGACGAUUUCCAGAACAAAUCUAUUUGAUAUGUAUAUUGUAAUAGUUCCAAAAAAUAAUGCAUAAUGUGGUUAACAGAUAGAGAGGAAAAA
This is a messenger RNA of Cynoglossus semilaevis (tongue sole), 5195 nucleotides long. It is a transcript of the gene cacna2d3a, whose product is annotated as calcium channel, voltage-dependent, alpha 2/delta subunit 3a. The transcript is spliced from 39 exons. Lineage: Eukaryota; Metazoa; Chordata; Actinopteri; Pleuronectiformes; Cynoglossidae. The record is from RefSeq and is a predicted model, not a curated record. Gene Ontology annotation, molecular function: voltage-gated calcium channel activity. Gene Ontology annotation, cellular component: voltage-gated calcium channel complex. Bases 684 to 4094 code for a protein of 1136 amino acids.